Messenger RNA from Verticillium alfalfae VaMs.102, 2289 nucleotides. RefSeq names its product HET domain-containing protein. The record is from RefSeq and is a predicted model, not a curated record. The transcript has a single exon. NCBI's taxonomy places the organism in Eukaryota, Fungi, Ascomycota, Sordariomycetes, Glomerellales, Plectosphaerellaceae. The coding region runs from base 1 to 2289 and encodes 762 amino acids.
AUGCGUCUCCUCGACGUCAGGUCGAAGCAGCUCGUCGACCGCAAACUCUUCGACAGCUCGAGAACGCGCUACGCAAUCCUGUCGCACCGCUGGCAGGACGCGGAGCUGACGCUGCAGGACCUCGCGCGGCCCGACCAUGCCAGCCUGCCCGGCUACGCCAAGCUUUCCGGCGCCUGCGACCUCGCGGCGAACAAGGGCCACGAGUACCUCUGGAUCGACACGUGCUGCAUCGACAAGACGAGCAGCGCCGAGCUGUCCGAGGCCAUCAACUCCAUGUUCCGCUGGUACGAGCAGUCGGCCGUGUGCUACGUCUAUCUCGCCGACGUCAGGGCAGGCGGGCGUCCCGCGGUCUCGGCGGCGGCGGCGGCGGCGGCGCCCGAGAUUAGAGCGAGCGAGUGGUUCAAGCGCGGCUGGACGCUGCAGGAGCUGCUCGCGCCCAAAAAGGUCGAGUUCUACGACGCCGACUGGCAGUGCAUCGGCACGCGGACGUCGCUGCAAAAGGCCAUCAGCGAAGCGUCGAGCAUCCCCAGGCGUUUCCUGUCGGGCGAGAGCCAUAUCCGUUCCGCGAGCGUCGCGCAACGCAUGGCGUGGGCCGCCACCCGCCAGACGACCCGGCUCGAGGACCAGGCGUACUCCCUGAUGGGCCUCUUCGAUGUCAACAUGCCGCUCCUGUACGGCGAGGGGAGGAAAGCGUUUCUGAGGCUGCAGCAGGAGAUCAUGAAGAACUCAUCCGACCAGUCGCUGUUUGCGUGGGGCAAGAUGAAGAUGACCGUCGUUGAUCGCGAGCACUGGACGAUAACGGAGCUCGAAGAGGUCACGAAAACAUCAGGAAGCUAUUCGGGCCUGCUAGCCACGACACCGGCGCGGUUCACCGGCUGGGCGGACCGUUCCAUCGCCGCGACCUUUGGCCCAGAGUCGAGGAUUGAUCUCAGGCAGACGAGCUCGGGGAUUCAGAUGCGUGUCCCGGUGAUCUGCGGGAGUCAGGAGAACGUCCGCAUCGCGCUGCUCAACUGCCGAAACGUGGAUGACGACAAGCAUUCCGUCAUGGGUCUCCUCAUGGCGCGGCAGCACGCCGCGGCCGAGUGGCACCGCGCGAGGCCCGUCAUAGCGCCGGCCGGCGGCUCGGAUGACCCCGUCUACGUGGUACCAUGGGAAAUAGCUCAGUAUGCGGAAUACGAAACCAUCGAGACGCUGUCCACCUCGACCUGGCACAGUGCCCUGCAGUUUCCCACCCCCAAUAUCGAUGGAACAUGCGGCAGCAUCACCCUGCAGCUUGCCGACAACCUGCCCGAGCGCCUUCACGCAGUGACGCCUCGAUACCGCUUCCGCAAGGCUGAUCGCUCCGUGUUGCCGGCGUUUGAUGACCUUGGCCGUUGGAAAGACGUCACGCUGUUCUUCGGACCCAAGUGGUCGCAGGACGUCGAGCCAGAGGCCGAGCGAGGAUUCGCCAUCGUCAUGAGGCCGCGCAGCUUCAGCGAGGCGUUUUGGACCCUGUCCUGGCACUCUUCGCCCUUUAAAAGUCAAGUCGUGACGCUUCCCGGCGAGAACUACGUGUGCAGGUUCACGAGCCUCCACGUCCAGUCGGCCCUCCACCAGAGCCACGGCCAGUACGUGCUCGAAAUCCGGCCUGGAACCCCGCCUUCGCUCACAACGCUUGUUUACGACGCCUUCUUCCGGACAUCUACAGAUUACAGAACCGCCAUCGCCAUCUUGCUCGUGCAACUCUACAUCCACGCCCGCACGCUCAGCUCGGAGACAUGGUCGAGCAACCUAGUGUUCCUUCUCGGCCAGGUCUAUUUCUGCUGCGCCGCGUACUGGCAAAACUCGUGGCUCAGCAACCGCGUGCAGCUCGGGCGCUUACGGCUCCUUGUUUUUCGACCCAUGAACGUCCUCCAACACUUGACCUCGAUCGGGGUCUGCAUUCCAGGUCCCUGGCUUGGACUGCCCAAUGGCUACAACGCGGACAAGGGGUGGCCGGGGGUCGAUGAUCUGCUGCAGCGCUGGGUGUGGCUAUCGAGCUACUGCCUUGCGUUCCUAUUCCUCUUCAAGUCGCGGAUGGCUUUGGAAAGUAUGUACCAACCGGGCAGUGCAGCGUUGCGGCCGCUCAUGCUGAAGGGAAAUCAUUUUGCCGUUCUCGCGACGUAUGUGUCUUGCUUUGCAUACUUUUCCCUUCUGGGAUACUUCUACCCGGAAGCAAAUACCGUGCCCCACGUCAAGAUGUUGAGCGUGGGGCUUGUGGUCUUCUGGGCGUGUUGGCCAGUUAGGGCGGCACAGAGGGUGAUCGGUUAG